Molecule: messenger RNA, 2796 nt
Organism: Nannospalax galili (Upper Galilee mountains blind mole rat)
Lineage: Eukaryota; Metazoa; Chordata; Mammalia; Rodentia; Spalacidae
Gene: Pla2g3
Product: phospholipase A2 group III
Exons: 7
Coding region: 101-1627 (508 amino acids)
Biological process (GO): arachidonate secretion; phospholipid metabolic process
Molecular function (GO): A2-type glycerophospholipase activity
Source: RefSeq, a predicted model, not a curated record
CUCAGCAUCGCUUCCGCUGCAGCCUCUCAGCUGCUGCCUCCAGGGUGGCCAGAGGCAGGCAUCCAGAGGGCUUUGUCUGACCAGGCUGAGUCAGGGCAGAAUGGGGGUACUGGCAAUGUUGGAGGUACUGGGUUUCCUAGGAGUUGUUCCAGGGGGUUCCCUUACCCUCCGCUGGGACAGCACCUCCUGCCACUUGGUCAGGUCCAUCCCUGGCAGCCCUCUGGGAUCCCUGAGCUUCCUGGGCAAGGAUGCCCAGGGCCUGGCUCUGUUCCAGGCCCGCUGGGAUGCACGAGGUAGGCUGCAGGUAUGUACCCGGCAGGGUGAGCCUGAGCUCACCGCAACUUUUAGUGCUCUCUGUGCUCAGGAGCCCACACGGGGCUCUUUUAUUCACACCCCUGGACCUGAGCUUCAGCGAGCACUGACUGCCCUGCAGAGCCAGUGGGAGGCCUGCCAAGGGCCCAAGAAUAGUCCUGUAAGAGCCAGGGAGAAGCGGGCAGUGGGGAAGAGUGGAGCAUCUGGCAGAGGGCACUCACGAGUAAAGAGAGGCUGGACCAUACCUGGCACGCUGUGGUGUGGAGUUGGGAACUCUGCUGAGAAUGCCUCGGAACUGGGUAUAUUCCAUGGGCCUGACCUCUGCUGCCGAGAACAUGACCGCUGUCCCCAGACCAUCUCACCCUUGCAACAUAACUAUGGCAUCCGAAACUUCCGAUUCCAUACCAUCUCCCACUGUGACUGUGAUACCAGCAGGUUCCAGCAGUGCCUGAGGAGCCAGCAUGACUCUAUCUCUGACAUCGUGGGCGUGGCCUUCUUCAAUGUGCUGGAGAUCCCCUGCUUUGUGCUGAAGGAGCAGGAGGCCUGUGUGUCGUGGUACUGGUGGGGUGGGUGCAGGACAUAUGGCUCAGUGCCCCUCGCGCACCUCCAGCCCAGGACCUACUAUAAUGCCUCUUGGAACUCUGGAGCCACCUCCCUUACUCCCAGCCCCCAGAGCCCAGCCCCCAGCAAACACCCUCAGAAGAGGCGCCCUCAGCAAACACAAGCCAGGCCCCACAGCACAACCAAUGCUACACCCUUCCAAGCCCCUACAGCCUCCUUUAAGCCUGAUGUGGUCCCCAGAGCCCAGCCAGGGGUCCCUCAUUCAGGCUACCAGGAUAGCCUAAAACUUCAAGGUGCUCAUCAAGUUUGCCGAAGCUUCCGCCACCUGGACCAAUGUGAAUACCAGAUCAAGCCCCAGGAAACCAAGUUCCACCUGUUCAACAGUGCCCAGGAGUCCCUUUUCCACUGUAACUGCACCCACCGUCUAGCACGUUUCCUGAAGCUCCACAGCCCACCUUUGGGUGCCAAAAGGCUUUGGGAGCUCGUGAGCACCACCUGUUUCAAGCUGGCUCCACCACUGGACUGUGCUGAGGGCAAAGAAUGUUCUAGAGAGCACAGGGCCAUCAAGGUGUCAGCUCGGCACUUGCAGCAGCUUCAGCAAAGACGACUCCAUCUCUGGGAUAAAGGCACAAAUGGGGGGCAGGCAUGGCCUUCGGAGCCCCUAGGGACCCCCAUGUCAUUCUACAGCCAGUGCCUGCGACUAACACAGGCAACCUGGAGGCCCAGUGGGCAGAAGAAAUUCUGGAGCUCAUGACUUUAGUUAUAGGCCUCCUAGUCCUAGCAUGGACCACCUGCCUGACUUUGCUAAGUUUUGGGAGACUUGGCCUCCUCUUCUUGGAAUGGCAUGGCUCUUGUGGACAGCAAGAGGCUGGAUGGGAAGAACCUCAAGGCCCAAAUGCUGGACCACAUCUCCUGCCAUCCUGGAUGAUCUUGAACUGGUUACAUAACCCCUCUGUGCCUGGAUGUGGUGUUCAGGAGGCUCAUUCUGAUACCUUGGGCUUGGACCUUGCCAGGGAACUUCAUAUACAUAUGGAAAUGGGGAGUGACUUAUAGUCAGGAGUCCCAGGAGGUACUAGAAGAAGGUACCAGAAGCAGGUACUUGUAUGUCCCUGUUGCAAAAUUAACAUCUCAAGACAGGUACUGUGGAGCCCCAGCACCUGGCCAUGAGGCCUAGGGCAGCAGGUGGAAAAUUAGGGAUGUCACAGAAAUGCCUGUAUCUGAAUUCAGGGAGGGGCCACUAGAGAGGACUUCCCAACUCCUCUUCUCCCAAGAGACCCUUUUUUUUUUUUUUUUUGGUCUUUUUGAGACAGGGUCUCCCUGUAGCCCCAGCUGUCCUGGAACUCACUAUGUAGACCAGGCUGGCCUUGAACUCACAGAGAUCUGCCUGCCUCUGCCUCCAAGUGCUGGGACUACAGGCAUGCACCACCAUGCUCGGCUUAGACCCCUUCUUUUAAUAGCUGCUGUGGCCUUCUUAGCCCAGGCCUGGACCAGUCUUUUCUGCCCUAAAUCUAAAUUUAAAUCUCCUUUAUGCCCUUGGGUAGGUAGGGCAAGGGACCUUCCUCUUCCACUCUGAGCCUUAGCUCCCUCCUCUAAAAAGGGAAGGUUAUUGAGACAGAAGCUCAUGCAGCCCAGGAUGCACCAUGUAUAGGACGGUCUUGAACUUCUGACCCUCCUUCCUCUACCUCCUAGUGCUGGGAUUACAGGUCUGGGCCAUCACAUCCAGUUUUAUGUGGUACUGGAGAUCGAAUGCAGGGCUUCAAGCCCUCAAUCUAUAGCUUCUAGGCAAGCAUACUACCAGCUAAGUUGUAUCCCCAGCUUGAAAAGGGGAGUUGUAGACAUAACUACCUCAUAGUAAUGCUGAGGAUUAAGUGAAUUAAUAUAUAAUGCAUAUGCACCUAAUAAACAUUCUCUUCCUCUAACACA